Ilyonectria robusta is the source of this 2376-nucleotide messenger RNA. RefSeq names its product fungal-specific transcription factor domain-containing protein. The record is from RefSeq and is a predicted model, not a curated record. The coding region runs from base 1 to 2376 and encodes 791 amino acids. Lineage: Eukaryota; Fungi; Ascomycota; Sordariomycetes; Hypocreales; Nectriaceae. The transcript is spliced from 6 exons.
AUGGAGGACUCAACAGGCUCUGAUCGUCCACUGAAGCGUGUCAAGUAUGCGCAACAGGAGGACCUUUCCAUUCCCACCCUCCCAGGGAACAUGGCCAUGGGGAUCAUCAGGCCUGUCGACAAUGUCCCUGGCUCUCUACCUGAUGCCCCAUUGUUUGCAACCCCGUGGUCGCUGCAGUCAGGCUUGACGUCUCCAUCGGAGAUGCUCAUGUCCCUCUCUGAGGAUCUCAACCAUACAUGGGCCACAGCCAUUCCAGGUGAGGAAACAUGCCAUCAACUGUCCUCGUCCUUACCAAUCGCCCAACAAUCUCCCAUCUUUCCCUGUUCUCCUCCAUCUUGUCCAACUCUCGGUCCCUCCCCCAUCCCAUUGAAAGGUGUCGAGGCUGCUCAAUGCCCUAAUCAUGCCAUGGUUGACUUUCAAGUCGGUGAGCUAACAUUCCAUGUAGCACCGCAUUCUGCAGGGCUGGACAUCGAACAUCACUCCGCCACACCCGGCCAACGUCAAACUUUGUCUCAUCAGGUUUCUCAUCAGUCCCGCCUGCCUCGCCUACUUCCCGCCGUCCCGGCUGAUCCUCUGGAGACCAUUCUUCUUCCCCACGACACUCGGUUACACAAGCGGCCCCCAAAGACCCUCUUUAGCCCCUUCACAGACGAAGAGGACCGCUUAGUCGAGUCCCGCGUCCCUCGUUAUGUCCGCCCUGAAAAUGGUCAAGUAAAUGGCUAUGUCAAGUUCAAUUGGCCAUCAAGAAGACCGUCUAUCCGACCAUUAGGCCCUGAUCCCCCUCCUAGUGGUGUCGUGGAGGAAAUUACUUCGGACUCGACACAGACAUCGACUGUCAGUCGUAGUUCCAGCAUCGUCAGCCUCAUCGGACCACCACCACCCGCCUCUUCCAGGUCAAGUACCGUGUCCGUGUCUCCAGGCUUUUCAGAUCUUUCCUGGAACCUCGUCCCCUCACCACCAAUGGGCUCAGUGUCACCAGUAUCUUCCCACGAAUCGGCAUUGCAACUCGUGACGCCUGGCGAGCCACGGAUGUUGCCACCGCACUUUGGGUUUCAGGCCAAGAUGGAUAUGAUGGAUAGGCGGCUGUGGGAUUUCUAUAUCAAAAACUGGUGCCCUGGUAGGAGUGUUCUCAAUAACACCAACCUAUGGCUGAAAGACUUCGCCCAAAUGCAUGAGAAUGAAGGCAUUCGAUGCGCCAUCCAGAGCUUAGCAGGAGUCUACAUCUAUGAUUAUCUUCCCGAUGAACGUAUUCGACAGAGAAUCAAUGACCGAUACAUGCUGGCAGAUGCACACUUUAGCAAUCUUCUCGUCUCCCCGGAGAGCUCUGAAAUUGGGAAGGGGAGUGAGGUCAUCACCAUGGCCGUUAUUCUCUCGAUGCAAGAUAUCGUCCUCACUGAGCGGCGACUCAAGAAGCCCUACACGCCUCGGUGGCUGGAGGGCUUCAAGCAAGGCGAACACUUCCUUCAUGUGACAGACCCGGGAGGUCGAUUCUGGCGAGAUAAUAACAUCCAGCUCACCAAUCUCCGCAUCUCGCAGUCCAUUAUCGUGGGUCGGGCUGUCAUUCUCGCUCAGCCCAUGAUGGAACUUAUUUCGCCAGCCGACCUCGACCCCGUGCAAGAGGCAUCAAGAUUCGGUUGGCUCCUCUAUGGCACCGAAAUGACCAUGUACGAGAUCCAUGGAGGUUGCGGUUUUUCCAAGAAGCUGUUGCACACCAUGAGCCAGAUCACUUGCUGUGCGGCACGUAUGCAGCAGGAACCCGAGAGUACUAUUGUGCCCAUCACGGCGCGAUACUUGCUUCGCGAGCUUCAGGAGAUGCGACAAUGGAGUAGCGAGUCGAUUCCAUGGGAAAUGGCCCAGGAACGCCCACAGCCCAUCGAAUGGAUUAGGAAGAAACCCGUUGACUUUGUUAUCGAUUGUGACCAGGAUAUGACAGACGCAACAGCCGAGGCGUGGAGGUUUGCCGCGAUCAUCUAUUUACAAUGCCGGCUUUUAAGGCUACCCCGCAACCACCCAGAGCUCCUUAGCAACAUGACGGACUUGGCCAAAUGCAUUCGUAUCAUGCCCACAUCCGGCUCGCACUUUACCGCCCAAGCACCCCUCCUCCCGGUUUUCUUCCUUGGGUUGCUUGCUACAGAUCCCGAUCAUAAGUGGGUGUCGCAGGCUUGGUUUGAGCAGGUAGUGCAGACACCAGUGCGAAGUAGCGUGCCACCCUUGUAUCAGGCUUUAAAGCGCAUUUGGGUCUGGAUCGACGCCGAGGUCGAAAUCCCGUCUAUGCCCACCGCGCUACCAAAGUCUAUCGGCAUGAGGCACCCUUGGUGGGAACGCCUCGUCACAAAUAUCCACGACAAAGAAGAAGAGACCCUGUGCCUAACAUAG